This is a messenger RNA of Fundulus heteroclitus (mummichog), 679 nucleotides long. RefSeq names its product ATPase H+ transporting V0 subunit e1 (gene atp6v0e1). The record is from RefSeq and is a predicted model, not a curated record. Gene Ontology annotation, cellular component: proton-transporting V-type ATPase, V0 domain. Gene Ontology annotation, biological process: proton transmembrane transport. The transcript is spliced from 4 exons. Gene Ontology annotation, molecular function: proton-transporting ATPase activity, rotational mechanism. Bases 117 to 362 code for a protein of 81 amino acids. NCBI's taxonomy places the organism in Eukaryota, Metazoa, Chordata, Actinopteri, Cyprinodontiformes, Fundulidae.
UGUCACAGUCAUGUGAUUCCUCUGCUCCCCGACACAGGAGAUCGUGUUUCUACAGCGCUGAAGUUGACUUCAGUUUAACUUUUUCUGCGUUCAGACACUCCUGGUUUCUCCUAACAAUGGCGGAUCGGACGUUUGCCAUCGCCAUCUCUGUAAUGACUCUGGUGUGGGGUGUUGUUGGAGGAGUUGUUCCCUGGUUUAUCCCCAAAGGACCGAACAGAGGAGUUAUUGUCACAAUGUUGGUGCUGACUGCAGUCUGCUGUUACCUCUUCUGGUUGAUAGCAAUUCUGGCUCAGCUGAACCCGCUCUUUGGGCCGUCCCUCUCCACUGACGUCAUCUGGUACCUAAACUACGCCUGGGAUUAACUUGGCCUUUAAGGACCACUUACCUUGCAGCAUCAGCGGGCUGGACACUGAUGCACCAGAUCCCCUCCAGAGACCAUUCGUCAGAUCACUUAAAACCCCAAAACCCUGUGCCUUUUAGUGAUGGAGUGAAGCCCUCGUCUGCGUGCCUUGAUAAACAUUUGAGAGCUAUUACUUGAUUUUUUUUUUUUUUUCCUGACCUUCAAAUGAAAGCGGCCUUCACUUGCUGUUGUGUGUGUGUGUGUGUGUAUAUGUUGUGUGCAUUGUGUGCAAUAUGAGUGUCAAUGGCAUUUAAUUAAAUUGUUUUGAGGUUGACAUGA